AUGGCUUCGCACUCUACCAUCAAAGUCAUUUAUAAGGAAUUUGAGGACCUGAAGGAGAUCGAUGAGAACAAAUGGAACAGUGACAUCAUGAGUUACCUCGAUAAAAAACAUGACGAGAUCCAGCUUAGGGGCAUAUGUAACCCCAGAGGACCGUAUAAGGGGUCACUCAUUCAUUUCGCCGCGAUGGGAGAUUGCACCGCGCUUCUUCAAAGCCUGCUGGAUGCCGGUGCUCCCGUUGAAGAUCUUGAUCAAAAUAAACGAACACCUCUCUCUUGGGCCGCAGAGUAUGGUUCUCUCAAUGCCACCAAAAUUCUGCUGAAGAACGGAGCCAAAAUUAAUUCUCUUGAUGAUAUGUACAAUUCACCCCUCACAUGGCUGAAACAUGCCGGGAGUCCCACAUACAAAGGUCUUGAAGCUACCAGAUUGUACCUCAAAAAGAAUGGCGCAACUACGAAGGGUGCAAAACGCGCAUGGAUGCUUAAUAAAUUGCGACUUCUCUGA
Molecule: messenger RNA, 501 nt
Organism: Penicillium cosmopolitanum
Lineage: Eukaryota; Fungi; Ascomycota; Eurotiomycetes; Eurotiales; Aspergillaceae
Product: ankyrin repeat domain-containing protein
Exons: 1
Coding region: 1-501 (166 amino acids)
Cellular component (GO): cytoplasm
Molecular function (GO): protein binding
Source: RefSeq, a predicted model, not a curated record